Messenger RNA from Pocillopora verrucosa, 2096 nucleotides. RefSeq lists its product as uncharacterized. Gene Ontology annotation, cellular component: cytoplasm; membrane; lipid droplet. Lineage: Eukaryota; Metazoa; Cnidaria; Anthozoa; Scleractinia; Pocilloporidae. The record is from RefSeq and is a predicted model, not a curated record. Gene Ontology annotation, molecular function: triacylglycerol lipase activity. Gene Ontology annotation, biological process: lipid homeostasis; triglyceride catabolic process.
AUUUGUUACAUGUACACACCUUCAACGGACAAACUGCCGAAGAUUGAAAUUUUCUAAACAUGUCUGACGUCCAAGAUUUAAACUUGACUUUUUCGGGCUGCGGAUUUUUGGGAAUCUACCACAUUGGAGUGAUGUCUUGUCUAGAACAAAACGCGAGCAGUUUUUUGGGUCGGGUGAAAUGUUUUGGAGGAGCAAGUGCAGGUGCUUUUGCUGCUGUCGGUUUAGUUAUGAACUUGGACAUCUCUGACAUUGUAGAAUCGGUUCUAAGACUCGGUAAAAGAGCAAAUUCUCUUUCACUUGGACCAUUUCAUCCGAGUUUUCAGGUCGUCAAAACUGUCCGGAAAGCGUUUGACAGAAUGUUGCCUGACAAUGCACACGAGAUAGCGACUGGACGAUUGCACAUUUCACUGAGUCAAGUCACUCUCACAGGCUUUAAAAAUGUCAUCAUUUCUGAAUUUUAUUCUAAAGAGGAUCUCAUUGAGGCACUUGUAGCCAGUUCCUAUGUACCAGUAUUUUCUGGAAUGUUUCCAGCUGUAUACAGAGGAAAGUAUUAUGUGGAUGGAGGAAUUUCUGAUAAUCUUCCACAACACUUCAAAGAAGGAGAAACUAUCACAGUGUCCCCAUUUAGUGGAGAACAUGACAUUUGUCCUAAAGAUGUUUCAUCAAAUGAAUUUCACAUUGAACUACGAAAUACUAGCAUGCAAUUUACUGGGAGUAACAUUUGGAGAUUGUCCCGUGCACUGUGGCCACCAAGUCAAGAGGUCUUGAUUGAUAUCUGCAGGCAGGGUUACAGAGAUACACUGAGGUUUCUAAAGGAGCACUAUCCUGAUACACUAGUGCUCGAGUCACUAACAACAGCCUCUGUGAUGUUCAAUAUUCUGCCAUUACACAGUAGUUCUCCACUUCAUUGUCAGGAGUCAUAUGUCACAAGCCACAGUUCUGAUGUAUCAUUUAAUGAUGACAACUUAUCCUGUGAUUACAAGGAGACUGGAAGCCAUUGGGCUGAGACUGAAUUGGAGGAAGGAGAAUCAAAACUAUCCAUGAUGCUUUUGGAUGCCAACAAUAUCACAACAGAAGCUGAGCUUUGGUCAUGUUACAUUUUGCGCAAGUCAUGUCAUGUCUUGGAUCUCUUUGCCAGACCAUGUGUUUUAAGUUUCAAGCAAAUCUUGGUAAUGCUCAAAAUAAUUUUAGAAGCUUUGAUCAAGAUUGAAAAGACAGGGUGCAAGUACUUUGAUAACAUGCUAUCAGUUGUUUCCACAAUGCUGCAUACUUACCAGGACAAACAUCAGGUUACAAUACCCUGGAAAUCUACAUCUUUUUUGAAUUUGACGGAAGAAUCAACAGAUGGUGGAGAAUCAUCACUUAUUUUAUACAGCCAGAUUGAAAAAGAUGUUAUCUCUGAUGCUAUUGAAGGACCAAGUACUGCUUAUCACAAUGAACCAAGCAUCUUGGUUAAAGAAUUCCAAGAGAGUUUUAAUGAAAACAUGGAUAUAACUGAAUAUCCUAUUAACCAUAGUGAGACAAGCAAAGAACAGAAAGACAAGGAUAAUGACAAGGGGACCACCUCUUCUGUUGUUAGUUAUGAUGACGAUAGCAUGGAUGUUGAGAGCAACGAUGAGUAUGUGAUUCUUACCAGCUGAAUGAACAAAAAUUUGGGUUUAAGCAAUAUCCUGUUUAUAGUAGACGACAAAAGCACCAACAGCAGAAAAUAUAAUUUAUGAACAAUGAGAUUAAGAAUUCCUUUGAGAGGGGCUGAUUAUCCUUUUACAAUAAGACAGAAAUAUUUAUUCAGUUUAAAGAAUGACUUCUGGUUUUCCCUGUUCACACAGAAAUGUAAAAUCUUUGGGAAAGAAGUGUUCUCUAAAUUUAUAUUUCUAACCCAUAAUUUUGUGAGGUAACGUGACUUGUGCUUGUGCUAAUUAAAAGGAUUCUUCUAUAAAGCCAGGGUUAUACUUAUUAUAAACUGUAAAUAAAUCAAAAUAAAGACUAUGUAUUUGAAAUGGCCAUUGUAUAUAGAAAAGUAAAUCAUCCUUUGAAAAGAAAGUGUUGUGACAGUAUUUUUGAACAAAAUGUUUGUCUUUGUUCAGGCUAUUAUG